This is a messenger RNA of Phyllostomus hastatus (greater spear-nosed bat), 9516 nucleotides long. Its product is annotated as schlafen family member 5-like. The transcript is spliced from 5 exons. The coding region runs from base 593 to 3265 and encodes 890 amino acids. The record is from RefSeq and is a predicted model, not a curated record. Lineage: Eukaryota; Metazoa; Chordata; Mammalia; Chiroptera; Phyllostomidae.
GAAACCAGAAAGGGAUCCUCGUGGACCAGUGCGGUGGGCAGGGGACGCUGGCCUGCGGGGCUUUUGCGGGGCUCCUGCGGGUUCACCCACACGCACGGCGGUCUCGGCGCGGACUCUCCCGGGGGAAACGGGCGGGGUCGCUACCUAAUAUUUGCUUGGUUUUGCCGCUCCGGAAACGGGAGAGGAGCCUGGCUUGGCGGGGAAAGAGAAACUAGACUCAGUUUGACUCUCUCGAGCGUGGAGGAGGUGAGAGUUCCUGUGGCCGGAGGAGGGGCGCCGCAACGGCCUCCUGUGUCGGAUAUGCUCUUUCGAAGGGCACAAGACCCCAACGCUUCCGAUUAAAUGAGAACAUGAGCAACCCCGAGUUUUAGUGCUUUCUUGCAAGUGGAAGACUGGCCUGGCUGUGAAAACGGACAGGUGUCGAUGCGUUUCAGAAAACAAGUCAAUUUCAAGAGGAUUGUUGCAACCGGACGUUAAGUAAACAACCACUCACAGCGCUCGUCCGGGCUCACAGGCGCGUCCCCGGCCAGGGAGGCAGUUUCUGAAGACCAGGAGGAUAUUUCAGGGCAAGACUAGGAAGAGUGCUGAGAAGAUGAGUCUCAAGAUUGAUUUGGACCCAAACUUCGCUGAGUAUGUUAUCAACGUGGGAGCAGUCAUCCUCGGCAGGCGGGAGAGGGAGGAGAUGGACCCUCAUCUUCAGAAGACACAGGACGAGGCUGUCUCGCAAGCCAUAUGCGCUCUGCUGAACUCUGGCGGGGGAGUGGUCAAGAUCAAGGCCAACGAAGGCUACAAUUAUGUGAUGCACGGAGUAGGACUGAAUGAGCAUCCGAUUUUCAAAGGUUAUUUAGAUGAGAUGCAAGAGAGAGACCUCUUUCUUAUUUUUGUGAAGUCCUGGAACGCCAAGUCCUCCCGCAUACGGCUUGCUACUCUGUGCUCCAAUUUGUACCACAGACAUAAGACAUCGACCAAUGUCAUGACCUCUCAGGAGGCAGUGGAGUUCCUCAAGGGGAAGAUUCAGGCUCCUCCGAAUAUUCAUGGUCCCAGUCUGUCAGGUGCACAGAAUGUUCAGGGUGGCGUGCAAAACGAAAGUAACAUAAAGGCCUCCGCCGCUGCUUUAUUCGACAGACCUCACCUUCGGUACCUGGAAAAGCUCAGCUUUACGAAGUCCACCCAUGUCGAAUUUAAAAUGUUCCCAGCAGAAGUGUCAGAAUGCUUCAGGGACAGCCUCCGCAGUUGUGUGUCUGCAUUUGCAAACGCUGAAGGAGGGUACAUAUUUUGGGGGGUGCAUGAGGAUACCCUUCAAGUCAUCGGAUGUGAAAAAGAAAGAGCAGAUCUUUCGACCCUGAAGGACUCCAUUGGUAGCUGUAUUAGGAAGUUACCGGUCCAUCACUUCUGUAGCAAGAAGCAUGAGAUAAAAUUUAAAAUCAAAUUCCUUGAAGUCCGCGAUCAGGGGGCCCUCCACGGAUACGUGUGCGCAGUCAAGGUGGAACCGUUCUGCUGUGCAGUGUUUGCCAAACAGCCUAGUUCCUGGCAGGUGAAGGACAACUGUGUGACCCAGCUGACCAUCAAGGAAUGGGUUGCUUGGAUGACAGAAGAAGACCCAGAUCUUUCCAGAUUUUCUGAGAUGUUACUGGAGCUGAGUCUGUCAUCCACGACACCUCGCAGCAGAGCCGUGUGCACUCAUAAGAAUUUGGAAUGUUUGAAAGAACAGCAGAAGUGUUAUUUCCCAGUUCCCUCCGACGGUAUUUUGUACAGACCACAGAGCCUCUACAAAGAACUGUUCUCGCAACAUAAAGGACUCAGGAAUUUAAUACAUAUGCAACUGCGUAAUAUCACUCGAGGAAUAUUGAUUUUCUCUCGAAGCUGGGCCGUGGAUGUGGGGCUGCCGGAGGAGCAGGGUGUCAUCUGCGAUGCCCUCCUGCUUUCCCAGUACACAAAGCCAGUCCUCAUCACCAUCUUCAGAGAGCACAGCCCUCGCUGGAAGGAUUAUUGUAUAAGAGUCGCUCACGCCUUAAAGCUGAAGCUGGUGAACACAGGUGGCUACACUGAAAAAUUGUGCAUCAUUCCCCAUGCCUUCCUGCUGAAUUCUGAGGCCGCACGCACGGGCUUUUGUUAUUCCGAGUCACAGAGAUACCCUGAGUCCUAUCAACUGAUGACCACGCAGCAAAUGGAAGCUCUGUUACAGUCCCUGGUGAUAGUUGUGCGUGGGUUCAGAUCUCUCUUAAGUGAAGAGCUGGGCUCUGAGGUUUUGAACCUGCUCACAGAUAAACAGUACGAGUUGCUUUCCAAGAACCUUCGCAAGACCCGAGAGCUGUUUGUGCACGGCUUGCCUGGGUCGGGGAAGACCAUCCUGGCUCUGAAGAUCAUGGAAAAGAUCAGUAAUGUGUUUCACUGUCAACCGAGUGAAAUUCUUUACAUCUGUGAAAACAAGCCCCUACAGGAGUUUGUGAGCCACAGAAACAUCUGCCGGGCAAUGACUCGAAAAGCCUUCAUGAAAAACAGCUCAGACGUUGAAAAGAUUAAACACAUCAUCAUCGAUGAAGCUCAGAAUUUCCGCCUUGAAAAUGGGAGCUGGUAUAAGAAGGCAAAAGCCAUCAUUCGGAAAGAAAAGGAGUGCCCUGGAAUUCUCUGGAUCUUUCUGGACUACUAUCAGACUAGCCACCUGGAACACAGUGGCCUCCCCUAUCUCAGAAACCAGUAUCCGAGAGAAGCGCUCACUAGAGUGGUCCGCAAUGCAGAUCCGAUAGCCAACUACCUACAGGAAAUAAUGCACGAGGUCAGAGAAAAUCCACCACCUAACAUCCCCACUGGGUCCCUGCAGAUGCUGUCUGAAGCUGAAUGGGCUCAGGGUGUCCCAGGCCACUUGGAGAUAAUGGAGUACUCCAGCUUGGAGGAGAUAGUGGCUUGUAUCGCAGAGAAAUGCCAACUUCUCUUGAAGGAAGGUUAUUCCUGCAAGGAUAUUGCUGUGCUGUGCAGCACAGCAAAUGAGGCAGAAAUAUAUAGGUCUCAACUUCAAAGAGCAAUGAGGAAGAGAAAAAGUUCUGAGUCCAAUGAGGAAUCUAAUUUAAUACGGCUCAGAAAUGCGUCAGAUGUCACGGGCAAUCUCGUGGUGUUGGACAGUGUCCGUCGAUUUUCAGGCCUGGAAAGAAACAUCGUGUUUGGGAUCGACCCACAGGCAGCAGAGCCAGCUGUUUUUCACAACUUUCUGCUCUGUCUGGCUUCCAGGGCCAGGAAACACCUGUAUAUUCUGAAGAUUUCCAACUGACAGGAAGAUCCUCCUCUAAGAAACCAUUAAGGAACUGUCUUCUCUGGUUCUGUGAAACUUUGAUCUAAACGUUUAAUCAUCAAAUAGGUAAUGACUCACUCACUGUGAACCAUAUACUCUUCCCGGUGCUAGGGGUUGGGGAUAGGUUAGCAAACCAGACAGAUGAAGAUUCCUUCUUUUUGGCAGAGGCAAAGCACAGAGAGCAAGCCAAUACAAGUACAAGAAAUGUCCGGGAAUAAUAGGGACACCAGAGUAGGCAUUGGAGGGGCCUGAGAUGCAGGUGUGUGUGUGUGUGUGUGUGUGUGUGUGUGUGUGUGUGUGUGUGUAGGCAGGAGGGUAGCUAGGAGGAAGGACUGGUUAUUUAGCGUGGUCAGAGAAGUGAGGGGAGAAGUCACGAGAGGCCCUUUGAGCCGUAAGUGCCAGGCAGACCCCUAUCUUUUCGUUGCUUUUAACAGCCCCGGCGUAGGGAUGCUUGCGCGAGACGCGUGGGGAGAGCGUGGAGGACGGACAGGGGCACUGUGUCUGGGCUUCGGCUGGCAAGGAACAGUCGCGGCGUGUUUCCAAAUGUACAACCAGAAGGCACAAGUCAUAAUUUUUUGUACUACCGCAUCACGACGCUUCAUCAGUUUCCUUUGAAUGCUGUUCGUAUUUCUGAUCACCGUUUUUUUUUUAAAAAUGUAUGUAUGCUUUUCAGUUAUUUGAAAUCUCAGCUCUUGAGCUCUGCUUCAGUGGUGUUCCCCCGGGGAGAAUCUUAGGUUACUCCUCACAGGGAGAAUCUUAGGUUACUUCUCACAGUUGCCCAGGUAGCCGUAUUGUGUUUUUAAAUUCAUUUCAAAAUGAAAGGGUACCCAAGAGGGGGAAUGUACUGAACUCAAAGGUCCCUAAACACUUUGUUUUUCAUUUAAUAACCAACGAGACGAUAAAGUAAAUCUAGGAUCUGUGUUCUGCUGAGUCUUCAGGAUUUCAGCUAAUCUCUCCAAGGGCAAAUUCCUCGUGUGCCACAGGUCUCUCAGAAAUUCUCACAAUAUUUGAAGUCAAACAAAUCUUCGUUUCCUGAGAAACUUAAACUAAAAAUUUCAGAGUUAAUUCUCAAUUAAAUAAAGACCCCACUAUUUCUCCCACAUCAAGAUAUUGAAACCCCACUGUAAAAAGUGUGAACUUGAAGCAAGCAUUGGUUAUUUCUGGUAGCUGGGUAAAAUAUGAAGAACUUCAAAAAACUUGAGACAUGUCUAUGGCAAAGCAUGGAAUUAAUUUUUGUGUGAAAUGUAUUGCAGUUAACUUGGGAAAAAGUUGAAAAUCACUUAGGAUAGUAUAGAGAAAUAUUUCUUAAAUAAAAUGAUCAAUAUGAAAAUUGGCAAUUCUCAAUCAAAAGCUGGAUGAGUUCAGUUUAUAGAUUCUCCCAUUACCCAUCCCUAAAAGAAUAAACAAAAUUAGUAAAACUAUAGCUAAAACUUUAGCAGCAAGAGAGAAGCAAAGAAAAGAGCUCAACCUCAUGCCAUAAGCAUCCAGUAAGUGUGUAUGGACAUAAAAAACAGAAUUAAAAAGAUUUCUAUAAAGGCAUGGCUACUCUCUCACAUGCCCCCAGUAGUACUGGAGUACACAGGGUCCAUGAGAAGAAAGAAAACCAGAAUGCUUGCUAAUAUGAUCCGUUUCAAGAGUGCCAUCUGGGACACCGAAAGGCAGCUCGGGAAAUCGCCAAGAGACCUUCAGGCAUAGACACUCCCGUUGUUCCUGAGGACUCUGGAGAGACAGGAAGUAAUCUUUAGGGUUUCCUGUGAAUUCAACGAAGAAAUCAGAGCCCAUGGGGAUGAGAUACAGCUCCUAGUCCAGUGGAGUUCAUAGGGAUUCAUAGGCAAUGAUCAAGCGCGCACACCAGGUCAAUGGUGAGGCCUCACAUGACACCACAUCAGAGCAGGCUGCACAUGGGAGGCACCACCCAGGCCUCCUAGUAUAUGCCCUGGAGAGGAAGACAAUCAGGUUCUACUUCAGAAAGAAUGUUGUCGAAGAGAGUCUUUUUAUGCCUUCUUAAAAUACAUGGGAAAACUAUACUGAGCUACUCUUGUUAAACAUUAGAAAGAUUAAUGGCAGGACAAGCAGGCAGAAAGACUAUAGGGAGGAAAUGGACCAAGAGAACAUGGGAUGAGCCAGAGGAAGACCCCAUCCUGAAAGGAAGUGUAACUCGAGGGACGAAAGUAGACUCCCUGCCAUGUGCCUCAGGCUACAGAGGAACUUGAGAAACCUACAAUUCCAUAAAACAGGAGUUGAAAGACAAAAUGACAAAGGGGCCAAAAGAGGGGACGAGGGGUGCUGCUGAGGAAACAGACCGUGAAGCAUUACAGAAGAAAAAGAAGAAGCAACAAGACAUUGAGAACAAUUCUUGGCUUACAGGAAGCCUUGAGAUAAUCACAGAAAUAGAGAGAGACAAGGCAAAUAUUAAGGUAGUAUAAAGAAAAUAUGUCAGGAGUACAGGGAUUUACCAAGAGGGGAUAUGAAGUAGAAAACUCAAUAAAUUGAAUAGUAAAAUAUCCUAAAAUGUGACAUGGGAAAUAUGUCUAAAACAAUCCUCAGAUUGAGACAAUUCUUAACAAUCCAAGCAGGAAAAUCUUCUUAUUUGUAAGUAUGGCUUACAAAUAAUCAUUGUGAAUGAUCAUUGAAUGAGUGAAUGAUCAUGGUGGCCACCGACUUCUCUGGAACAAUACACAAUACAAGAAGACAAUGGGUAUAGUGUAUUUUUGUUUUCAUUCACUUGCUUUUCAAUCCAAUCUGACCAUCUUUACCCUGCAGUUGAGGUGCUUAAACAAUUUGAUCUUUUUAACACUUUAUUUUGAAAUAUUUAGAGACUCGUAGGAAGUGGCAAAAGCUGUGCUGAGUAGUAUGGAAGGGUCCCUGCAUCUUUCACCCACUUUCUAGACCAUUUAUUUUUCAUGUGAUUUUUGCUGUGUUUGGGAUUUCAUUUACCCUGUUAUUUUUUCUAUUUUUCCAUUUCUUCCUUGUUCCUUUGUUUCUCUUUUUGUGUGUGUGUGUGUCCUUUGACUUAACUGUGCAUUUUUAAACAAUUACAUUUUGUUUCUUUAUUGGCUUAUUACUUAUAACUUUUUUGUUUGUUAUUUUACCUGUAGCCAUAGGGUCCGUGGUAUAUACCUUUCAUCUUAUCAUAGUCUACCUUCAAUGGAUGUUACACCACUUUAUAUAUUGUAUAAGAACUUUACAAUGGUAUGCUUCCAUUUUUUCUUUCCAAGCCUUUGUGCUGUUGUUGAGAUAUAUUUUACUUCUAUAUGUGUUAUAAAACCCAUAAUAUGUUGAUAUUAGUUUUACUUUAAGCAGCCACUUUAAAUACUAUGAAAAAAGCUUUUUAUUCUUAUCAAUGCAGUACCGUUUCUGCUGGUUUCAUUCCUUUGUAUAAAUCUAGAUUUCCAUCUUGCAUGCUUUCCCUUCUGCUUAAAGAAGUUUCUUUAACAUUUCUAAUACUGUGGGUCUGCUGAUGAUGAAUUCAUUUAGAUUUUGUAUGUAUAAAAAUCUUUAUUUCACCUUUGUUUUUGAAAGAGCUUCGCUGGGUAUAGGUCUAGGUUGACAGUUUUAUUUUUCAGUAAGUUAAAUAUGUUGCUCCAAUGUCUUCUAUCUCGUAUCAUUUCCAAUGAUAAAUCUGCUGUCUUCCUUAUCUUUUGUUCCUCUGCACAUAACAUCAUCUUUCUCUGAGAGCUUUUAAGAUUUUCUCUUUAUGAUUGACAUAAGAAAAAUAAUUAUGGUGGUCUUUGGCAAUUGAGAAAAAUUCUUGUGGUUGAGGUUUUUGAGAGCUUCAUGCAUAUCUGUGGGUUGAUAGUUUCUCCCCUUUGGGUUUGGAGACUUGGAACCUCGUCUUCUCUCCCCAGUCAAACUAUCAUUCAAAGCUGAGGGCAAAAUAAAUAAACUUUCAGACUCGAAACAACUUGGGGUUUUCUUUUAAUCAUUCACAGCCCAUCCCUGAAAAUAUUACUAAAUAAUGUACUUCCGUAAGAAAAAAAAUGAGUUGAGAAGAAAGUAGUGGUUUCAAGAAAGAAGGUCGAACAAAUGAACCAGUAGAAUAUAAGGUGAAUCUAUAGGUAUUAUUUGUUAAUUGCCAAAGAGUCCCAUUGCCUUCCCAUAUGCAAACUACAUUUAGUUAGAGGAUAUAAUGAAAGAAAAAGUCCAAUAUUAAUUCCAACAAAAAAGACAAAAUGAUUAAGAAUAACUGUAACAAGAAAGGCACAAGCUCUUUAUGGAUAAAACUAUACAGUGAAACUGAAGAACACAGAAGGGAACUGGAACAGAUCAAAGCACCGUGUGUUUUUGGAUGGGAAGACUCAGAAUCAUAAAUAUAUCCAUUUCCACUAAGUUAAUCUUUAAAUUCAAUGGCAUCCCAUAAAAAUACAACAGAUCUUUCCCCAAGGCAUCAAAAUGAUUUUAAAGUUCAUUGAAAAAUCUAAGGCAAGAAUAUCCAGGAAAAAAAUCCAAGGAUGGAAAAACCUGAGACUAAUCAGCAUUACCACAUCUUAAAACAUGAAGCUACGAUAAUUAAAACAAUGUAGCUAUGUUGUGUGGUGGGAAUUGAGCAGACUAGGAUGUUCAAAAAUAAAUUCAAUUAUGUGUGGGAAGGAAGCAUAUGUUAAAGGUGCAUUCACAUUCAUUGGGGAAAUGUGGAUUAUUUGCUAAAUGACGUGGGUACCCAGCUGCAAAAAAUUAGGCUUGAGCCAUAAAUCACACCUGACACCAAAAUAAAUUCCAGGUGGAUUCAACACUUAAAUGUAAAAAUACAGAAUUAUGGAAGUACACGGAACAAAAAUAGGACAUUUUUAUAAUCUCAGUAUAAGGAAGGCCUAAGUAUGGCCCCCAAUCAGAAACCAUGAAAGAAAAUAUUGACUGCUUUAAACAAAGUUAUCUUUGCAGCAAAACAGUAUGAAAACAGGCCAAGAAACAAACAGAACACUGGAAAAAUAUUUGCAACAAAAAUCAUAGACAGACAGUGUACUCCUUGUGUUUAAUUCACUUUCUAAACCUCAAAGAAAAAAAUGUUAAGAUUCCAGAAGAAAAAUGGACAAAGGAUGUAAAUAGGCAGGAGAAUCCAGAAAAGGAAUUUAACAUCGUUCUUUAACCAUGAUAUAGCAGUGUCCAUUGAAAAUUACAACAACAGCCCUGGCUGGUGUGGCUCAGUGGAUUGAGUGCCGGCCUGCAAACUGAAAGGUUGCUGGUUCAGUCCCCAGUCAGGGCACAUGCCUGGGUUGUGGGCCAGGUCCCCAGUUGGAGGCAUGCGAAAGGUAACCAGUCGAUGUAUCUCACACAUCGAUGUGUUUCUCUCCCUCCUCUCCCUUCUCUCUAAAAAUAAAUGAAAUCUCUUUUAAAAAAUUACAACAUAUCACUCUUUUCCAUUUAUUAGGUUGACAAAAUCACUAAGUUGCAACCGAAUGAUUUUACUCUUCGGCGGGGGAAAAGCACUUGUAUACACUGCUAUAAAGUAGGACAACUUCUAGCAAGAACAAUCGGGCAGUAGCCACCAAAAUUUUAAAUGCCCGUAUUCCUUUAGCUAGCAAGUCUUCUUUUAGGAAUUCACUCUCCACGUGCUCAAACAUGUGCAAUGACGUCUGCACAGUUCCUUGAACUUCACCUUAUUGUUAAUAGCAUAGACUGCGAAGCAAUCAGUAUCCCUCUCAAUGAGUUGAAUUGAUUGACUCAAACCAACACGCUGCGACACUGUGAAGUACUGACGUGCCAGCAUCUUUGAGUCGUAUGGCAUGGUGAACGAAGCGGUGUUCUAAAAGUGGUUCUUUGACUUACAAAAUUGGUACAGGGGUGUGUGUUUUAAAUACCUGGGCAAGCGUACGGAAAAACGGGUGAUCGUUUUUGCCUCUACAGAAGGGCGCAUGAAUGCCAGGGAACGCAGGUGAGAAAAAGAUAGUCUUUGCUUUUUAUGGCUUUGGGAUUUGGUGCGGUGGAAUAAUUUGGGGUAUUUACUGAUGGGAGUUGGCCGUGCAUGUGUUUUUACCUGUUGGCGCAAUGGUUUUAUGAAUUACGUUCUGAGUUGUCUGCGCACCUGUACCCUGGGAUAAGCCCCCUCGUUAUUGUAACGAAUAGCGAUGCAUGGUGAGGGAGGGAGGAGGGGUGCGAUUUAAACAAUACAAAAAGUAAAAAGUUUAUGUAUACUAAAUCUUUGCUAUCUAGGAUUUAUAAGUGCUAUCAUGUUUUCAUAUUUGCUUCAAACUCUUUUUUUAAAAAAUAAAAGAACCACCCUGGCUGGUGUA